Molecule: messenger RNA, 969 nt
Organism: Lithohypha guttulata
Lineage: Eukaryota; Fungi; Ascomycota; Eurotiomycetes; Chaetothyriales; Trichomeriaceae
Exons: 1
Coding region: 1-969 (322 amino acids)
Cellular component (GO): membrane
Source: RefSeq, a predicted model, not a curated record
AUGGCAACAAUAUUUGCUCGACAGGAUACGUCAACUGAUGAUGGUUGGUCAAACUUCAAACUCUGGCAUUACACACCGUCUCUAGCCGCCGCAGCGAUCUUUACUGUCCUCUUCAUCAUCCUCAUGGUCUACCACAGCAUCUUACUAGUCCGGAGACGAACAUGGUUCUGUGUCCCGUUCGUUGUGGGCGGUCUCCUCGAAGUUAUCGGUUACAUUGCUCGAGCACUGGCGCACUCCGACACGAUCUCUGUCGGAAUCUACAGCAUACAAAGUCUAUGCCUCCUACUUGCACCUAUUCUCUUCGCCGCCUCAAUCUACAUGAUCCUGGGACGUAUCAUCAGAGUCGUUUACGGCGAGAACUACAGCUUCGUUCGAGUCAAUUGGUUGACUAAGAUCUUCGUUGGAGGUGAUGUCCUAUGCUUUAUGAUACAAGGUGCGGGCGGCGGUCUCUUGGCUACAGCAACGACGGCUUCCCAGAUCAACAUCUAUAACAACAUCAUUCUUGGUGGGCUCAUCCUGCAGAUCCUGAUCUUUCUGGUUUUUAUCGCAGCAGCUCUUGUCUUCCAAUUCAGAAUGCAGAAACGACCCACCUCCGCAGCACUGGAAGGACCAUUAGGCGAGCACAAUACUGGAAAGGGAAAUGUGUUCAAUCGCCUAACUUGGAAGAAAUUGAUGCUCGGCCUCUAUGUCACAAGCAUUCUUAUCACUAUUCGAAAUCUUUUCCGAGUUAUCGAGUAUGGCAUGGGAUGGGACAAUUACCUUCUUGCACAGGAGUGGCCAAUAUAUGUGCUCGAUGCGUUCCUUAUGGUUUUGGUUCUGAUUGUCUGCGUUAUGUGGUACAACCCUAAGAUCACAAAGAACCCAUCUUCUAGACAUGAGAUGCAAUACAUGAAUAGUGAGCGACUCACAAGCCAAGCCGAAGCUCACGGUCAAAUCAAUCCCAGCAGCGGCCCGCGACCCUGGUCAUAG